AUGAUUUAUUUCAAGGUGAUUCUUGUUGUGGAGAUAGUGUUAUUGCUGCUGCCCCAAGUGUUGGGUGAGGGUCCACGUGCUCAAUGUCUCAUCAUGAAACCUUUUCUCAUUCAUCACCAGUAUUACCAGGAAGGGGGUGUACUCAUUGCUGGAAUUAUGUCUCAGGGCUUCAGAUUCUCAGAUCAAAUAAACUUUCGGGAAAAACCAUCUGAAGACAUUUUUGAGGACUAUGGCUAUUUCACGGCAAGCUGGACUUAUCUUGCUUCAAUACAGCUCCUCUCUCGGCGAGGUAUAUUUAUCCCUAAUUACAACUGCGGUGUUGAGAAGAUUCCUAUAUCCGUCAUUGGUGGACCUAACCACCACUAUCUUUUCGACAUUUCCAGUAUCUUCUCUAUGUACAAAAUACCACAGUUCAUCUAUGGCUCAGCUCCUGUGAUUCAAAGUAACUUCCAAAGUGUUUUCCUCCACUGGAUGCUCCCCGGCAGUCAUCAGUAUGAUGGGAUUCUCCAGUUACUCCUCCAUUUUGGAUGGACAUGGGUAGGGGUGAUUACUGAAGAAGAUGAGAACUCAGAGAAAUUUGUAGAGAACAUUCUUCCCAUAUUUGUUGGAAGAGGCAUUUGCUUUGAUUUCAUAGUCAGAUCCCCCAAGACGACAUUUUCUAACAAUGUGAUUGUGAUGGUGGAAAAAGGUUUCAGAAUCGUCAAGAAUGUUUUGGAAAGAACCGCUAACAUUGUGAUUGUUCAUGGUGAUAUUCUUCUCUUUAUAUUAUUGAGAUUCAUCUCCAUUAUUGCAGAAAUGGAGGGUAUGCCUCUGCAAACUAAGCAGAAAGUCUGGAUCAUGACAGCUCAGAUGGAUUUCAUAUCGUGUGGUUUUCAAAGGAGUUGGGAUAUAAAUAUGCUCCAUGGUGCUCUAUCCUUCACAUUGCACUCUAAGGAUCUUCUGGGCUUCCAGGAAUUUCUUCAGAUGAGAACCCCAACCUUGGUAAAAGAAGAUGGAUUUCUCAGGGCUUUCUGGGAAGAUGUAUUUCUUUGUUCUUUCUCCCAGCCUUCCUUAGACCACAAAGUUGGGAAGGUCUGCACAGGUGAUGAGAAACUGGAGACUCUGCCUGGGUCUGUUUUUGAACUUAGCAUGAGCGCCAACAGCUACAGCAUCUACAACACAGUCUAUGCUGUGGCCCAUGCACUGCAUCUCAUGCAUUCAUCCAUAGUCAAACGCAAUGUAGAUAUUGGCAGUGUAAAUUGGAAACAUCAGAAUCAUCAGCCUUGGCAGUUGCCCCGCUUUCUAAGAAAUUUGUCAUUUAAUAAUAGUGCCAUGGAAGAGAUUUCCUUUGACCAAAAUGGAGAAUUAAUAGCUGGAUUUGAUAUAAUGAAUUGGGUUGUGUUGUCGAAUGGAUCCGUUCUUAGAGUAAAACUUGGAAUGAUGGACCCACAGGCUUCCCUGGGAAAGAGAUUCACCAUUCAUGAAGACAAUGUGACUUGGCCCAGGAGGUUCAACCAAACCCUUCCCAUUUCUCUGUGUAAUGACAAAUGCCAGACCGGCUACAGAAGGGCCAAGAAGGAAGGGAAGCCAUUUUGCUGCUACAAUUGUCUUCCAUGUUCCAAAGGGAAGAUUUCGAACCAAAAAGAUAUGGAUUUUUGUUCUGAAUGCCCUGCAGAUCAACAUCCAAACAAUGAGAAAAAUGGAUGCUUUCCAAAAGAAAUCACCUACUUGACAUAUGAAGAACCUUUAGGGGUUAUUUUAGUAACUUUUGCUCUGACUUCUUCCUUCCUCACAGCUGGGGUGCUUGCCAUUUUCCUGAAAUACCAGGACACUCCCAUUGUCAAAGCCAACAACCGCAAGAUCUCCUACCUUCUUCUCCUAGCACUCCUGCUCUGCUUCCUUUCCGCUCUGCUCUUCAUUGGCCCACCGAAUAAGGUGACAUGCCUUCUUCGGCAAACUGCUUUUGGGAUGGUCUUCACGGUGGCCGUUUCUUGCAUUUUAGCCAAAACCAGCAUUGUGGUUCUUGCUUUCGUGGCCACCAAGCCAGAGUCCAGCAUGAAGAAAUGGGUGGCAAAAGAGUUGGCCUACUCUAUUGUUCUCUUCUGCUCCCUUAUUCAAGCUACCAUUUGUAUAGUGUGGCUAGUCACCUUUCCCCCAUUCAUAGACUUUGAUAUGCACACAAUGGCCACAGAAGUUGUCCUUCAAUGUAAUGAAGGUUCAGCAACCAUGUUCUACUGUGUCCUGAGCUUCAUGGGCUUCCUGGCCAUAGUCAGCUUAUGUGUUGCUUUCCUGGCCAGAAAGUUACCGGACACUUUUAAUGAAGCCAAGUUCAUUACAUUCAGCAUGUUGGCUUUUUGCAGCGUUUGGGUGUCCUUUGUUCCUACCUACUUGAGUACCAAGGGGAAAUAUAUGGUUGCUGUGGAGGUCUUCUCCAUCUUGACUUCCAGCAUUAGUUUGCUUGGUUGUAUCUUCUUUCCCAAAUGUUAUAUAAUUUUACUGAAGCCAGAACUGAAUAACAAAAGUCAACUAGGAAGAUUUAAAACAUAG
Molecule: messenger RNA, 2526 nt
Organism: Pogona vitticeps (central bearded dragon)
Lineage: Eukaryota; Metazoa; Chordata; Lepidosauria; Squamata; Agamidae
Source: RefSeq, a predicted model, not a curated record